AUGUUGAGGCAAUCGUGUGGCCGGAGGGGAUCUGGGCUGGCGCUGGCUCCGUAUCGGGGCCUCCCGGCCGAGGCCGGGCGCAUUUUCUCGGGCAUCCAGCCCAAGGGCCACCUGCACCUGGGCAACUACCUCGGCGCCGUCGUCAACUGGCUGCAGCUCCAGGAGCAGCGCAAGGGGGACAGGGACGGGGUGGUCUUCUGCGUGGUGAACAUGCACUCCUACACGACGGACGUGACGCCGGAGGACCUGCGCGACAGCACGCGCGAGAUGGCCAUCGCGCUCCUCGCCUGCGGGAUCGACCCCGAGAAGUGCAUCCUCUACGCCCAGAGCGAGGAGAAGAAGGCGUCGCAGGGGGCCAUGUUCGGCCUGUUCGCCUACCCCGUACUCAUGGCCGCCGACAUCUUGCUCUAUCGAGCAAGCCAAAUUCCCGUGGGCGAUGAUCAGUUGCAGCACCUGGAGCUGGCCAGGGAGAUUGCCGGUAUCGUGGAGUCCGUUCAGGCGUUCAACCGGCGCUACAACCGAACGCUGUUCCCGCUGCCCCAGCCGAUAUUGGGCCAGGCGACGCGUGUCAUGAGCCUGCGCGACGGUACCGCCAAGAUGAGCAAAUCCGAUCCCAACGACCGAAGCCGCAUCAACCUCACCGACAGCAAGGACGAGAUCUUGUUCAAGCUGCAGAAGGCCAAGACUGACCCACUUCCCGGCAUCGUUUACGAUCCCGAGAACAGGCCGGAGCUGGCCAAUUUGCUGAGCAUCUUCUCGGCGCUGACCAACCGCUCGGUCGAGUCGCUGUGCCACGAGUACGCCGACGCCAAGAUGCCCGACUUCAAGAACGCUCUGGCGCCGCACCUCGUGGACACGGUGGGGCCGAUCGGCGAGCGGAUUCGGGAGCUGCGGGACAAGCCGCAGUGGGUGGAGGACGUGUUGCAGCAGGGGGCCAGCAGGGCGCGCACCAUCGCCCGACGCAACCUGCAAGAGGUCAAGCAGGUCAUCGGCAUGCUUUGA
This is a messenger RNA of Acanthamoeba castellanii str. Neff, 1002 nucleotides long. Its product is annotated as tryptophan-tRNA ligase. Bases 1 to 1002 code for a protein of 333 amino acids. Gene Ontology annotation, biological process: tryptophanyl-tRNA aminoacylation. NCBI's taxonomy places the organism in Eukaryota, Discosea, Longamoebia, Acanthamoebidae. Gene Ontology annotation, molecular function: tryptophan-tRNA ligase activity; ATP binding. The record is from RefSeq and is a predicted model, not a curated record. The transcript is spliced from 9 exons. Gene Ontology annotation, cellular component: mitochondrion.